GUCUGUCCUAGAACCAUGGCCCAGUUUGUCCGCAACCUGGCAGAGAAGGCCCCAGCACUGGUACACGCUGCUGUGACUUAUUCUAAGCCUCGAUUGGCCACGUUUUGGCACUAUGCCAAUGUUGAGCUGGUUCCUCCAACCCCUGCUGAGAUCCCCACAGCUAUUCAGAGCUUGAAAAAAAUAGUCAAUAGUGCUCAAACUGGUAGCUUCAAACAGCUCACAGUUAAGGAAGCUCUGCUGAAUGGUUUGGUGGCCACUGAGGUGUGGAUGUGGUUUUAUGUCGGCGAGAUCAUAGGCAAGCGUGGCAUCAUUGGCUAUAAUGUUUCAAGACCAAUCUUUAACAUCUGUUUAUAUUUGGUUUAUUAUUUGAGUGUUAUUGGACCAUGUGUGAUCAUACUGGUAUUUGAAUAAAAUAAAGAUAU
Diceros bicornis minor is the source of this 422-nucleotide messenger RNA. Its product is annotated as ATP synthase subunit g, mitochondrial-like. Gene Ontology annotation, biological process: proton motive force-driven ATP synthesis. NCBI's taxonomy places the organism in Eukaryota, Metazoa, Chordata, Mammalia, Perissodactyla, Rhinocerotidae. The transcript has a single exon. Gene Ontology annotation, molecular function: proton transmembrane transporter activity. Bases 16 to 411 code for a protein of 131 amino acids. The record is from RefSeq and is a predicted model, not a curated record.